This is a messenger RNA of Chrysochloris asiatica (Cape golden mole), 4794 nucleotides long. RefSeq names its product capicua transcriptional repressor (gene CIC). NCBI's taxonomy places the organism in Eukaryota, Metazoa, Chordata, Mammalia, Afrosoricida, Chrysochloridae. Gene Ontology annotation, biological process: regulation of transcription by RNA polymerase II. The transcript is spliced from 20 exons. The record is from RefSeq and is a predicted model, not a curated record. Gene Ontology annotation, molecular function: DNA-binding transcription factor activity, RNA polymerase II-specific; RNA polymerase II transcription regulatory region sequence-specific DNA binding. Gene Ontology annotation, cellular component: nucleus. Bases 1 to 4794 code for a protein of 1597 amino acids.
AUGUACUCAGCCCACAGGCCCGUGGUGCCCGCGUCUGGCACGGCCUCCCGUGGCCUCGGCAUGUUCGUCUGGACCAACGUGGAACCUCGCUCCGUGGCUGUGUUUCCUUGGCACUCCUUAGUUCCCUUCCUGGCUCCUAGCCAACCUGAUCCCUCCGUGCAGCCAAGCGAGGCCCAGCAACCUGCCAGUCACCCGGUGACCUCUAACCAGAGCAAAGAACCUGCAGAGUCAGCAUCUGUGGCUCAUGAGCAGCCACCCACUGGGACAGGAAGUGCUGACUCUGGGCGACCCCCUGCUGCCACAUGCCCUGAGAGCCCGGGGCCUGGACCACCACACACUUUGGGGGGGAUUGAACCUGGCAAGGGCCCCCCUCCCGCUACUGAGGAGGAGACCCCUGGUCCCCCAGGAGAGUCCCGUCUGGAUAGUGAGACAGAGAGUGACCAUGAUGAUGCCUUCCUCUCCAUCAUGUCUCCUGAGAUCCAGCUGCCGCUGCCACCUGGAAAACGCCGGACCCAGUCCCUCAGUGCCCUGCCCAAAGAACGAGACUCUUCUUCUGAGAAGGACAGCCGAAGUCCCAACAAGCGGGAGAAGGACCAUAUCCGGCGGCCCAUGAAUGCCUUCAUGAUCUUCAGCAAGCGACACCGGGCCCUGGUCCACCAGCGGCACCCAAACCAGGACAACCGGACUGUCAGCAAGAUCCUGGGUGAAUGGUGGUAUGCCCUGGGGCCCAAGGAGAAGCAGAAGUAUCACGACCUGGCCUUCCAGGUGAAGGAGGCCCACUUCAAGGCCCACCCAGACUGGAAAUGGUGUAACAAGGACCGGAAGAAGUCCAGCUCAGAGGCCAAGCCCACGAGCUUGGGGCUGGCUGGGGGACACAAGGAAACAAGGGAGCGGAGCAUGUCGGAGACGGGCACAGCAGCCGCCCCUGGAGUGUCGUCAGAGCUCCUGUCUGUGACAGCCCAGACCCUCCUGAGCUCUGACACCAAGGCUCCUGGAAGUGGCUCGUGUGGGGCAGAACGGCUGCACCCCUUAGGACCUGGCACAGUGCGGCCCCGUGCCUUCUCCCACAGCGGGGUCCACAGCCUGGACGGUGGGGAGGCAGACAUCCAGCCCUUACAGGACUUAACUCAGAUGGUUUCAGGCCCCGCAUCCUACUCUGGUCCCAAGUCUACCACCCAGUAUGGGGCUGCAGGCCCCUUCACAGCCCCUGGCGAGGGGGGUGCCCUGGCGGCCAGUGGGCGCCCCCCACUGCUGCCCACCCGAGCCUCUCGUUCUCAGCGGGCAGCCAGUGAGGACAUGACCAGCGAUGAGGAGCGUAUGGUCAUCUGUGAGGAAGAGGGGGAUGAUGAUGUCAUUGCUGACGAUGGUUUCAGCACCGCAGACAUCGAUCUCAAGUGCAAGGAACGGGUGACUGACAGCGAGAGCGGAGACAGCUCUGGGGAGGACCCUGAAGGCAGUAAGGGCUUUGGCCGGAAGGUGUUCUCGCCUGUGAUCCGUUCCUCUUUCACCCACUGCCGUCCUCCUCUGGACCCCGAGCCUCCUGGGCCCCCAGAUCCAUCGGCAGCCUUCAGCAAGGGCUACGGGCCUACCCCCUCCUCGUCCUCAUCUGUCUCAGCCUCAACCUCUGCAGCCCCUUCCUUCUCCCUGGGUUCAGGGGCCUUCAAGGCGCAGGAGUCUGGGCAGGGCAGCACAACAGGUCCACUGCGGUCUCUGCCUCCUGGGACUGGGGGCCCAGUGACACCUUCCAAGGCCACCCGGUUCCUCACAUCUGAUCCUACCACCUUCCGACGCAAGAGACCUGAAAGUGUGGGGGGUCUGGAGCCACCAGGCCCCUCAGUUAUUUCGGCACCUCCUGGCGGGGGAGGGAGCAUCCUACAAACACUGGAGGACCGGGCGGGCAGUAGAGCCCGCAUGCCCUCAGCCCCGGCCCCAUCACUGGCCUACGGGGCUCCUGCAGCAACACCCCUGUCCCGCCCAGCGGCCACAAUGGUCACCAAUGUGGUGCGACCCGUCAGCAGCACUCCUGUGCCCAUCGCCUCAAAGCCCUUCCCUACUUGUAGCCGGGCAGAGGCGGCUCCAAAUGACACAGCAGGUGCCAGGACUGACACGGGCACUGGAGCCCGAGCUCCCGGGGGCUCCCCACUGGGAGUCAGCUUGGUAUACUCGGACAAAAAGCCAACAGCAGUCACCUCCCCAGCUCCACACUUGGUGACUGGGCCUCUGCUGGGCACUGUGGGAAAGGCACCUGCCACGGUCACCAACUUGCUGGUGGGCACCCCAGGCUACGGGGCCCCUGCCCCUCCUGCUGUUCAGUUCAUUGCCCAAGGGGCCCCCGGCAGUGGAGCCACUUCAGGCUCUGGGACAGGUACAGGGAGUGGUCCUAAUGGGCCAGUGCCCCUGGGCAUCCUCCAGCCAGGAACCCUGGGCAAAGCUGGAGGCAUCACCCAGGUGCAGUACAUCUUACCCACACUGCCUCAGCAGCUUCAGGUGACGCCUGCCCCAACAGCUGCCCCUGGGACCAAGGGAGCAGCGCCCAGCACCCCCGCACCUACCACCAGCAUCCGCUUCACCCUCCCACCAGGCACCUCCACCAAUGGCAAGGUCCUGGCAGCCACUGCCCCGACUCCUGGCAUCCCCAUUCUGCAGUCUGUACCUUCUGCCCUGCCCCCCAAAGCCCAGUCAGUGUCUCCUGUGCAGGCCCCACCCUCGGGGGGCUCAGCUCAGCUGCUGCCAGGGAAGGUACUAGUGCCCUUGGCGGCACCGGGUAUGCCUGUGCGAGGGGGAGGGGCUGCCCAGCCACUGCCCUUCUCAGUACCCGUGCAGAAUGGUGCCCAGCCACCCAGCAAGAUCAUCCAGCUGACCCCGGUGCCCGUGAGCACACCCAGUGGUCUGGUGCCCCCCCUGAGUCCAGCCACGCUCCCUGGGCCCACUUCUCAGCCCCAGAAGGUUCUGCUGCCCUCCUCCACCAGAAUCACCUAUGUGCAGUCAGCGGGCGGGCACGCUCUGCCCCUGGGCACCAGCCCCGCGUCCAGCCAGGCAGCAACAGUCGCCUCGUAUGGGCCCACGAGCUCAGUGGCCCUGGGCUUCACCUCGCUGGGGCCCAGCGGCCCUGCCUUUGUGCAGCCUCUGCUCUCAGGUCAGACCCCCCUGUUGGCUUCUGGCCAGGUGGGUGUGUCACCUGUGCCCAGCCCCCAGCUGCCUCCUACCUGUGCAGCCGCUGGAGGUCCUGUCAUCACGGCAUUUUACCCAGGCAGCCCUGCCCCCACCUCCUCAGCACCCCUGGCCCAGCCGUCCCAGGCUCCUCCAGGCCUGGUCUACACGGUGGCCACCAGCACCACCACCCCUGCUGCUACUCUCCUGCCCAAGGGCCCACCGGCCCCCGCCACUGCCACCCCAGCCCCCACCAGCCCCUUUCCUAGUGCAACAGGCUCCAUGACCUACAGCUUAGUCCCCCCCAAGGCCCAGCGGCCAACCCCCAAGGCUCCUCAGAAAGUGAAGGCAGCCAUCGCCAGCAUUCCUGUGGGUUCCUUUGAGGCAGGUGCCCCUGGGCGGCCUGGCCCUGCCCCCCGGCCACCCCUGGAGCCUGGCCCAGUCCGCGAGCCCCGCGAGCCAAGUGGCCCUGAGCCUGAGCUAGAAGGACAGCCGACAACCCCAGCCCCUCCACCACCCACGGAGCCCUGGGCUCCCACAGUCCGCAGCAGCCCACCACCUCCUCCGCCGACUGAGGAGCGGACCAGUGCCAAGGGCUCUGAGGCCAUGGCCAGCAAAUUCCCCAGCUCAUCAUCAGAUUGGCGCGUUCCUGGGCUGGGCCUGGAGAGCCGUGGCGAGCCUCCCACCCCGCCCAGCCCAGCCCCAGCUCCAGCCUCAGGUGGCAGCCUCAGCAGCAGUGAGGGCACCAGUGGGAGGGCAGCCGGGGAGACCCCUGAACGCAAGGAGGUAGCUGGUACUGGCAAGAAGGUGAAGGUGCGGCCCCCACCCCUGAAGAAGACCUUUGACUCUGUGGACAACAGGGUCCUGUCCGAGGUGGACUUCGAAGAGCGCUUUGCUGAAUUGCCUGAAUUCCGGCCUGAGGAGGUACUGCCCUCUCCCACCCUACAAUCUCUGGCCACCUCACCCCGUGCCAUCCUGGGUUCCUACCGCAAGAAGAGGAAGAACUCCACUGAUCUGGACUCGGCACCCGAAGACCCCACCUCUCCCAAGCGCAAGAUGAGGAGACGCUCUAGCUGCAGCUCUGAGCCCAAUACCCCCAAGAGCGCCAAGUGUGAGGGGGACAUCUUCACCUUUGACCGGACAGGUACGGAAGCCGAGGACGUGCUUGGGGAACUCGAGUACGAGAAGGUGCCAUACUCGUCACUGCGCCGGACCCUGGACCAGCGGCGGGCCCUGGUCAUGCAGCUCUUCCAGGACCAUGGCUUCUUCCCCUCAGCCCAGGCCACAGCAGCCUUCCAGGCCCGCUACGCUGACAUCUUCCCCUCCAAGGUCUGUCUGCAGCUAAAGAUCCGGGAGGUGCGCCAGAAGAUCAUGCAGGCGGCGACUCCCACGGAGCAGCCCCUGGGAGCUGAGGCCCCUCUCCCUGGACCACCCCCCACUGGCACUGCUGCUGCCCCUGCUGCCACGCCCAGCCCUGCUGGGGGCCCUGACCCCACCUCCCCCGGCUCAGACUCUGGUGUGACUACGGUUGCCCCGCUACUGCCUCCACCCCCAGAGCCAGGGACUGGACAGCCUGGCUGGGAUGGGGUCCCCCAGCCCUCCCCACCUCCCUCUAGCUCCUCCACAGCUGCCACAGGCAGGUGA